Molecule: messenger RNA, 2118 nt
Organism: Xenopus laevis (African clawed frog)
Lineage: Eukaryota; Metazoa; Chordata; Amphibia; Anura; Pipidae
Gene: dcp2.S
Product: decapping mRNA 2 S homeolog
Exons: 11
Coding region: 128-1387 (419 amino acids)
Biological process (GO): deadenylation-dependent decapping of nuclear-transcribed mRNA; mRNA catabolic process; nuclear-transcribed mRNA catabolic process, nonsense-mediated decay
Cellular component (GO): nucleus; cytoplasm; P-body
Molecular function (GO): RNA binding; metal ion binding; manganese ion binding
Source: RefSeq, a predicted model, not a curated record
CGAGUGCUGGUUCUGCUUGCGGAAGUGACGUACACUGUCACUGUUUUUGUUUCGCUUCCUUCCCUGGCUCCCAAAUAGCAGCCGGGCUCUUGGAACGCGCUGUAUCCGUAAUGUACCUCUGUUUGACAUGGAAAACAAACGUUUGGAAGUGCCGGACGGAGUCCUUGACGACUUGUGCAGUCGGUUUAUUUUACACAUUCCCAGUGAAGAAAGAGACAAUGCCAUUAGACUUUGUUUCCAAAUUGAACUGGCCCACUGGUUCUAUCUGGACUUCUGGAUGCAGAACAUUCCAGGACUGCCUCAAUGCGGGAUAAGAGAUUUUGCUAAAGCAGUCUUCCAGCAUUGUCCGUUUUUACUUCCUAAUGGUGAAGAUAUACAGAGGGUUCUUAAUGAGUGGAAAGAAUACAAAAUGGGAGUGCCAACCUAUGGUGCUAUUAUUCUAGAUGAAUCCCAUGAAAAUGUGCUGCUUGUUCAAGGUUAUUUAGCAAAAUCUGGUUGGGGAUUUCCAAAAGGAAAGGUGAAUAAAGAGGAAGCCCCUCACGACUGCGCUGCUAGAGAGGUUUAUGAAGAGACUGGAUUUGAUAUCAAAGAUCGCAUGUGCAAUAAUGACUACAUUGAGCUGAAGAUUAAUGACCAGCUAGCUCGUUUAUAUAUCAUUCCUGGAGUACCCAAAGACACAAAGUUUAAUCCAAAAACAAGAAGAGAAAUUCGGAACAUUGAGUGGUUUCCAGUAGAAAAAUUACCUUGCCAUAAAAAUGAUAUGACGCCUAAGUCGAAGUUGGGAAUGGCUCCAAACAAAUUUUUCAUGGUGAUUCCUUUUAUUAGGCCACUGCGGGACUGGCUUCACAGGAAGUUUGGUGACUCCUCAGACAGUGAUAAUGGCUUUGCCUCAGCUGGAAGCACUCCGUCCAAACCAAACACUGAAAAAUCAAAAUCCAAAAUGCGCUGCAUUUCACAGUUCUCUGAACUAAAUUCAACCGACCAGUCCAUAAAAAACAAGCAGCCGCAGAAGCCAUACAGUCAUCUCAAUACAGCAGAAAUGCCAGAAAUGCUAAAAAACAAGAAUCCAAACCUUAAGAAUAAUGGAAAGAAGCAGCACCAGGACUCUCCAAACCAGAAGAAGAAAGCAAAUGGCGCCCAAAAUCAGCAAGUAAAGCAGCAGAAUAAUAUUUUGAAAUCCGAGCGGAAGCUCAACCCUAGAAGACUUAACGAUACGUUUGGAGCAGACUCUGCACUAGACAUGUGUUAUCCUAGUGACGAGCAGCAGUGUGACUCUGAAGAGGCUCCCGACACUUGCAAUGAGACGUAUCCGUGCUCUUUCUCUUCACAAGCUUUCCUGAACUUUCACUUUGAUUGUGACGCCAUAAUGAAAUCGAUUGAUGUUUAAGCUGAGAGCAGUUACACAAGCUUCAUUGUAGUCCACAUGCCUUACCUUCCUCAGGGGUUUCAUGGACAUACAGGGAUGUAGUGUUUAGAUGUAUGCCUUCCCAAGGAAAACGUUGCCCCUUUGCUUAUUUUGGGUGGGUAGGUUUAACCUUCUUCUUGCACUGUUUUUAUUUUUAUUAUUUUUUUUUUUGUGAAGCUGGCAAUCUCUAUAUCAUUUUACAUUUCAGUGUUGAAGCUUCCUCUCAAGUGUGUGUUGUUGGGAAUUGCCUAAAUGGACAGUAGAUAACCUUCAGCACUUCAGUUAAUUACAGGCAGGGGCAUGCUGGGAGUUGUAGUUUUUGCACAGUUGUGAGUGCUGAAUAUGAUCUUUCCAUGCCCUACCUUUAUGGUUCUCGUUCUGUAUUCAUAUGUUCCUGAUGUAGAUGUGACACUAGAUGUUUUUGUAAUUAAUAAUACAUUGUUACUGUAUAUGUUUUAAGGCAAUCUGUAACCUGCGCAUUAACCACAAUUAUGUACUGUAGCUGCCUUGGAUUCCAGGUGUCUGUCACUUAUUGUCUGUGUCUGUUCUAAGGGCCCUAAGCCAAAGCUGUUAUUAAUGUGAAGCAUUUUGUUAAAGGGGUUGUUCACCUUUAAAUGAACAUUUAGGAGCAGAUUUAUCAAGGGUUGGAUUUCGAAGCGAUAACUACUUCGAAAUUCGGCCAUCGAAUUAAAAUACUUUGAAUAUUGAAGUCG